This is a messenger RNA of Fundulus heteroclitus (mummichog), 1208 nucleotides long. RefSeq names its product transcription elongation factor A (SII) N-terminal and central domain containing 2 (gene tceanc2). The record is from RefSeq and is a predicted model, not a curated record. Lineage: Eukaryota; Metazoa; Chordata; Actinopteri; Cyprinodontiformes; Fundulidae. Bases 304 to 927 code for a protein of 207 amino acids. Gene Ontology annotation, biological process: DNA-templated transcription. Gene Ontology annotation, cellular component: nucleus. The transcript has 4 exons.
GGCAACAUGAUCGCUUCUGCAAACAGGCUUCCGUCGUUAUGUCAACUCACAAUAUUGACACUAUUUUCUAAAAUGUUUCAACAAAUCAGCAUGGUUAUUGAGGCCAGAUAAAUGGUUUAAUCAAGUGUAUUAAAUCUUCUUUUAACUUUAAUUUUCUUUUAACUGUAAAGUUGUUUCAGACGUGUGAACAAGAUAGCAUUUAGCUAGGUAACCACAACAGUUAGCAGUGGUUAGCCCUGACUUCAGCUCUCGCGAGCAAGCUGUAAGUAUUAUCUUUAAAGGAAGCUACGUCUGUGUUUGAAAAUGGACAAGUUUGUGGUUCGGCUUCCCAAGGGAGAAACGCCCAAACAACCGAAGAGCGACGAGAGAGUUUACAGACAAGCUACAAUCGAGUCUCUACGGAGGGUAGUUGUGAUUGAGGACAUUCUGCGCUACAAGUCGACGCUGGAGCUGCCAGAACAGAGCAAGGAGAACCUGCUGAACGCCCUGACUGAGCUGAGCAAGAAGAUCCCAUCCAAAGAGGUGCUCAGGUCCACUAAAAUAGGUCACACUGUCAACAAAGCGCGAAAGCAUCCGGACCCUGAGGUGAGUUCUCUGGCAGCAAAAGUUUACACCGACUGGAGGACUUUCAUUGAGGAGAAUUCAAAUAAGCCGUCUAUUGAGGUGCGCUCUGACAAACAGUCGGAGGGGCUGAGGAGCAACGCUCGCAGGCUGCUGUCUGAAGCACUGGAGGUCAAGGAGGAUUCCGGCCUUAUAGACAACAUUGAGAGGGAAGUGUUUCACCAGAGCUCCCGGUUAGUCAGCAGCUCUUACAGACGGACCGUCAGGGCGCUGGUGUUCGCCUUCAAACACAACCCUGACGUCAGAAGUCAAGUAAAGGACGGCAAACUGUCCAUCAGCCAGCUGGCUUCUAAAUACAAGAAAUAAGUGAACACAAGUUGGACUCAGACCUCAGGUGGAAGAGAUUUUAAUGCAUGUUAUUUUUGGGGGGUUUUUGUACACUGUUAUCAUGUCCUCUGUUUGCUGAAAAUACAAAAUAUUUUUACAUGUUGUGGCACAAAAGUAAAUGUAAAUUGUUUUUAAUGAAUGAAUGCUCUUAUUUAAAUAUAACCAUAGCUCCAGGUUACACUGUACUGUACCAUCUGUCAUCGAUUUUUAUUUUGAAACUGAAUGAAAACUGCCAUUAAAUACAAAAUUCAACAACUAAA